Molecule: messenger RNA, 3628 nt
Organism: Anneissia japonica
Lineage: Eukaryota; Metazoa; Echinodermata; Crinoidea; Comatulida; Comatulidae
Product: calcium-activated chloride channel regulator 1-like
Exons: 10
Coding region: 415-3267 (950 amino acids)
Source: RefSeq, a predicted model, not a curated record
AUAUUUACGAAAUUCAGAAUAAACAUGCCACGGAUCAUAGGCCACAACAAUCAAAGUAUUAUUUUUCUCAAUUCGGAUGGUUUAAGGAAUAGUCCUGAACUUCAUUUUUAGAGGCUCGAUUUGGCAUUCAUUAUACUGUAAGAAGACGCAAUACAGUAUAAUUUAACAAUCCUAAACAAUCCUAAAACGGUUCGAAAGACCUCUUUUAGAGAACCUAUUUUACUUCUGUUUCGAACCUUUAAAUGUUCCUUAUACAAGACAGCUUAAAAACCCCUAAAUCACUGCUAUUGUUUUGACUGCUUAUCAGUAUUAACCGCCCACAUGCAUUAUUUUUAGUGUUUGUUACAGAGCCGCUCUUGUUAGUCAAUUACACUUUCUAAAACCAAUUUCGUGUCACAAGGUUGUACAUUCAUCAUGAAAGGAAUUAUACAUAUUGUGGUUAUUUUCUUGACACUUUUUUGUUUCGGAUUAUGUUCUUGGAGCCGUAACCAGAUAACUUUGACGAAUGGUAGAUAUAAAAACUUGCUUAUUGCUAUUAAUAAAGACAUACCUGAAAACCAGGAGCUUAUUGAUACUAUCAAAGAAAUAUUUACUAGUGCUUCAGAGAAAUUACUUAAUGCAACAAAUAAGCGAGUAUAUUGGGAGAGAAUUACCAUUCUGGUUCCAAAAUCAUGGAAACAUAAACCGGAAUACGAAGCCGUCACUUCAGAGAGUUUCGACAGGGCUAAUGUUGCCAUCGACUUCGAAAAUCCUAGAUGGGGAGACAACCCGUACACACAACAACUUGGAGGAUGUGGGGAGCCGGGAGAAUACAUUCAUUUGACACCAAAUUACUUACUGGACAAAUCAACGAGUGAAUAUAUUUGGGGUCCAAUGGAUAAACUUCUAUUACAUGAGUGGGGUCAUCUCAGAUGGGGUCUUUUUGACGAGUAUACCACAGGUGAUCCCGGAUCAGCGCCCUUCUAUGCUACUUCUGAUCAUAUAGUGGAGGCAACACGAUGUUCACUUGCUAUCACAGGUCAAUACGUUAAUAUAUUCACACUAAAGGAAUGUUACCUUGACCCAGAUACCGGUAUCUACCAACCAGAAUGCGUCUUUUUCCCAGACUUAAAUGGUCAGGCGGCCACGGCAUCUAUUAUGUAUGGGCAAUUUAUAGAUUCGGUGUAUACGUACUGUCACAGUGAUUCUAGUGAUCCAUUGGGUUAUCACAACGUCGAAGCGCCACAUAAACACAACAUAAUGUGUAGUAGCAAAAGUUCAUGGGAUGUGAUGUUAGAAUCAGACGAUUUUAAAAAUAAUAACAAUCCACCCAUAGAAGGAGAAGUGGAUACUAAGCCAAUUUUUCGCAUCAUUCAAGCAAGAGAAAGGAGGGUUGUUUUGGUGCUAGAUUCCUCUAACAGUAUGGGGGGAGUAAAAUUAGAGAAGCUACUUCAAGCAGCUACACAUUACAUACGUUAUACCAUUGACGAGGGUAGCUAUGUUGGUAUUGUGGAUUUCUACAGAGAUGCCCACGUAUUGUCCGAAUUGGUCUACAUUGCUGAUAAUGACACAUCACGUGAGACGCUGGUGGCAGCAUUGCCUAGAGUUACUGAUGGGGGAACAAGUAUCGGGUCAGGAGUUUUGAAAGGAAUUGAAGUUCUUUCUCGAAACGACGAAAGCCCGGCUGGGGGAUAUCUUUUGCUCAUCAGCGAUGGAAAAAAUACAAAAUAUCCCGAAAUCAGUGAUGUCAUAGAUGAUGUUACAAAAGCCGGAGUCAUCGUGGACACUAUUGCUUUCACUAACAAAGCUGACACUGAAUUAACCACAUUAAGCGAAAUCUCAGGUGGAAUCGCUUUCUUUUACCGUGGAGAUGAUGAUAUUUCUGUUCUUAAUAAUGCAUUUACCGCUACCGUCACCACAAGGCCAGAUGUUAGUACACAAUCACUUCCAAUAACGCUAUACAGUGAUUCUUUAAAAGUUCCACUUGGUGCGAAUAUCAGUGACUCUGUUUUCAUUGAUUCGACUGUCGGUUUUGAAACUGUAUUCACAUUUUCCUGGAUCGGUACCAUAAUCCAGGUGUGGCUGAAAUCACCGGAUGGAAACUUUGUUAAUCAAAAUCAAUACAUUGUUGAUAAGGACACCAACAUCAUCACAAUCAAGAUAAAUGACACGGCAAUGACUGGAUACUGGGUAUUUACAGUUGCUAAUAUUGAUAAUAGGUCGCCAUCGCAGAUAGUCACCGUCAGUGUAGCAUCAAAACAGUCCUCUAAAGAGGAUCCAAUUGAGGUACUAGCACUAGUCAGUGAUCCCACAAUUAACUACUCAACAGAACCGGUAGUAGUCAUCUAUGCAAUCGUCACCAAAGGCUACCUACCUGUAAUCAAUGCCCAGGUGUUUGCUGUCAUUGAAGGUCCUGAUGCAGUUGAAGAAAUUCAGCUUCUUGACAACGGAGCAGAACCAGAUAUAUCAGAGGAUGACGGCGUAUACUCCGGUUAUUAUUUAGCAUUUUCUACAAAUGGUCGUUAUAGUGUUGCAAUAAAAGCGAACAAUUCAGCCCAGACGGCAAUGGUUAACACGGCAAAGGCCACAGGAUCCUUACCAAUAAAACCAGAAUCAAGUAAUGAGGACUUGCCUGUAUUUGAGCCGAUGGGAAUGUUUGUCCGAAUAACCUCCGGUGGCGUAAUCCAGGUCAAAAAGUACGUCGACGACCCUAAAGAUAACUUAGCCCCUUCUCGAAUUGUGGAUCUCAGUAUAGUAAAGACUUCAUACAGUGAGCAAAGUGUGGUUCUUCAGUGGACAGCAGUCGGCGAUGACUUUAACAAAGGCACUGCAACAAAAUAUGAAUUGAUGGCUGCAAGUAAUUUUUCACAACUGCUCUACGAUUUCGCUAAUUCUAGAUUGGUAACGAAUGAUGAUCUAAUCCGGGGAAAUAUGUCCAUAAUAAGCCCCGCCGGCAUUAGAGAAACCGUCACCAUAAGAGUUCCAACGCGUGGAGAGGACGCAACAUUCUUCUUUGCUAUUCGUGCUCACGACGAGUCAGAUAAUUACGGAGAAGCUUCUAAUAUUGUGUCUGCAAACAUGGAGUAUAUUCCUCCAAUUCCCGAAGAUUCUGGACCUCAUACGGCACUCUGGGCCACCCUAGGUACAUUAUUAGGAAUUGCUGUACUCGCUGGAGUCAUGUUUGUAUUCAUCCGACACAUUGAACAAAAGAAAGAGAAACAAAAUAAAAUAGAACAUUCUGGAAAUGUUAAUAGCGGAAUGGACAAAGCAACGCAUUAUGCACCUUAGGAAUAUAUGUUUAUUUUCCGAAAAAAAUGAUAAGUUAUUAAACAUAAAAUAGAAUAUUUCGUUUUGCUUAACUUACUUGCUAUUUCAAAUGUUUAUUUUAUAAAUGCUAACUGGUGAUAUAAAAUACCAGAUAUCCUCCAUUGAAAGAUGUAGGACUGAUAUCAAAUUAUAAUUAUUAAAAACAAAAUAUUUAACAAAAAAGGCAACUAAAUUUGUAAUUAAGUCUAAGAUCUAUCAGGGUAUAACUCCUAUAGUUAUAUUAUGUUAGUUAACCUAAUAAACAAAAUAGUAGUCACCAAACUGAACAUGUAUAUGUAAUGGCACAAAACACGAUAUUACAUUAAAAAUUGUUGAUACUGUA